AUGAAAGCAAUAUUACAAUCAAAAAUAUUUGGUGGAAUGAAAUCAAAUUAUCGUUUAUUCGUCCCUCAAUCCACAUUCUCCUCUUCUUUAUCCUCCUCCUUCUCUUUUAGAUACUGUUCAACAUCUGAACACAACUAUAGUUCACCUCCUGUAAAUCAAGAUGUCAUAGACCUCUUUGAAAAAUCUCAAUUAUCAACACCUGAAAUCAAGAGAAUUCUAAUGGAUGACCAUAAUCUAACAAUUGAUGAAACAAAAAAGGUUAUGAAAGGAAUGGCCGAAAAAAAUGAAUUGGAAUCUAUGAUUGGAGAGUAUAUUAGAUUAUCAGAUUUUGGAUUACUCAACUCUUUUUAUGGUAGAAGUACUGGACAUGUUACCGAGUUUGCUAUCAACCAAUGA
Molecule: messenger RNA, 396 nt
Organism: Cavenderia fasciculata
Lineage: Eukaryota; Evosea; Eumycetozoa; Acytosteliales; Cavenderiaceae
Exons: 2
Coding region: 1-396 (131 amino acids)
Source: RefSeq, a predicted model, not a curated record